Messenger RNA from Phyllotreta striolata, 7427 nucleotides. Lineage: Eukaryota; Metazoa; Arthropoda; Insecta; Coleoptera; Chrysomelidae. The record is from the annotation of a GenBank genome assembly.
AAGAUUUCGUGUUGACCAUCGCCCGGGCGGGAGCACUUACUUACUUCUUCGGCACGCACGCUUCUUUUAUUCUUCUUUGUAACGUCCGUUUUCGUGCUUCGAAUUUUUGAUUAUUUUUUUUAUUCUUGUGCCGCAGCCCGAGAAGUUGCGUUUCGGCAUUUAGUUGGUUAUCGAUUUUGAUAUGUGAGAGUUGGUUGGUUUUUUCUACACUUUUUUCGCUCGUUUCAUGAAAGGAUAAUCGAUAAAAAUGUUGUCGACAGGCGUCUGUCGAUGGUUGUUCCUCCUGAUAUCGCUAUCAACAUGGGUCAAUUUAACAAAUUCGAAGGAGAUGCGCGUGGUCUGCUACUACACCAAUUGGUCGGUGUACAGGCCGGGCAGCGGGAAAUUCGGCCCGCAGAACAUCAACCCCUAUUUGUGCACCCACCUCAUCUACGCCUUCGGGGGAUUCACCAAAGAGAACGCGCUGAAGCCGUUCGACAAGUACCAGGACAUCGAGAAGGGCGGCUACGCCAAGUUCACCGGCCUCAAGACCUACAACAAGGAGCUGAAGACCCUGCUGGCCAUAGGCGGCUGGAACGAGGGCUCCUCUCGCUUCUCCCCAUUGGUGGCGAGCGCCGAGAGGCGCAAGGAGUUCGCCAGGAAUGCCAUUAAAUUCUUAAGACUGAACCACUUCGAUGGGUUGGAUCUCGAUUGGGAGUAUCCGGCGUUUAGGGACGGAGGGAAAUCCAGAGAUAAGGAUAAUUAUCCGUUGCUAGUACAGGAACUUAGAGAAGAAUUCGAUAGAGAAGCAGAAAAAACGGGAAGGCCAAGAUUGCUGCUCACGAUGGCCGUACCGGCCGGUAUCGAAUACAUUAAUAAAGGAUUCGACGUGCCAAAACUCACUAAGUAUUUAGACUGGAUGAACAUUUUAAGCUACGAUUUCCACUCGGCCUUCGAACCAUCAGUUAACCACCACGCUCCCCUAUACCCCUUAGAAGAAGAAAACGAAUACAACUUCGAAUCAGACCUAAACAUAGACUACGCCAUCAAGCACUACAUAAAAAAAGGGGCCGAACCCAGCAAACUGGUCCUCGGAAUACCCACCUACGGCAGAUCAUACACCCUCUACAAUCCAGAUGCUUUCGAAGUUGGUGCCCCAGCCGACGGGCCGGGCACCAUGGGUGAAGCCACCAGGGAAAACGGCUACCUAGCCUACUACGAGGUCUGCGAUUACGUGAAAAACCAAGACUGGGAAGUCGAGAAGCCCUAUCCUCAAGCGAUGGGGCCCUACGCGUUCAAAGACAACCAAUGGGUGGGCUACGACGACGAGGACAUCGUCAGGAAGAAGGCCCACUACGUGGUCGACAAAGGCCUGGGAGGUAUCAUGUUCUGGUCGAUAGAUAACGACGAUUUCAGGGGCGAUUGUCACGGGAAACCUUACCCGCUAAUCGAGGCCGGAAGGGCUGCUCUUAUCGAAGCGUACGGACUUGCUGAUAACGAUGUCGUGGAGAAGUCACCCAAGCCGAUCAAGAGCAGAACCAGGACGCGGACGAAGGCGAAAACUUCGAAUAAAAACGAAGAAAGCGAUGCUAAAAAACCAUCUAUACCGAGAAGAAGAACUAGAUUAAGGCAAGGAAACGAGGAUGAGGAGCAAUCCAAUAAGCGGAAAACCGUAAGGAAAAACGAGGGGGAGACGUCGAGUUACAGUAGCCUAAAAGUCGUUACGCCGAGCUACAGUACUCCAGCUCCUCCUUCUACGCCGGAACUCGACGGUGGAUUCAAGUGCGAAGACGAGGGUUUCUACCCGCACCCCAAAGACUGCAAGAAGUACUUCUGGUGCCUGAACGGAGCCGGCGAUUCCGGAAUAGUCGCCCAUCAAUUCAACUGCCCGGCUGGGUUGUAUUUCAACAAAGCGGCCGAUUCCUGCGAUUACAGCCAAAACGUUUUGUGCAAAAAAGCGGCCCAAAAAACCACCAAGAAACCAGACACUUCAACCACUACUACUUCAUCAACAACAACGUCUACUACAACUCCUGCGACUAGAAGAAUUACGUUCCCACCCAGGACAACUACUACUAGAUCAACAACAACUACAACAACCGAAGCUUACGAGGAUGAAGAAUACGAAGACGAUGUUGAAGCGGAGGAAGAAGAGGACGAUAAGAAAGGUUCCGAAGAAGAUCCCAGGGUUAUUAAGGAACUAAUAGAGCUUAUAAAGAAAGCCGGUGGUAUUGAAGAGUUGGAAAAGCAAUUUAAUUUUAAAGACAAUUCAUCGCCGAAUUCCGAACAAUCAACCACGAAAACUCCGAUAAUUUCGAAAAGUUUGUACGAGAGAGUGUUGUCGAAAGCUAUCAAAAACACAUCCCCAAACACCAGGAAUGUUUCGUUUAGAAACAGCAGAGGCCCGCAAAGCGACAAAACCGAAGCCGAUCAGCAACCGGAGAAGCCCGAACGAGGAAAAUUACAGUACACUUCAAUAUCAAGAUUCAGAUCUUCUACAAGUAAACAAUCUGAUGAUGAUGAUGAACCUGAUCAAGUCAAAGAGCAAGACUCUGAAAACGAACCCGUGAGAAAAUCAAUUGACAAAUACCCAACUUACACGAACAUCAGACGAGCAAAAUCCAAUUUUACCACAACAGAAGUCCAUAAAGACCGGAACGCGAUAUUGGGAGAACCUGAUGAAGAAGACGAUGAAGAUACAGAUGAUGAAUACGUUCUUACAACAAAGAGAACGUACAGUCCACAAUAUGUCAAUAUUCGAAGACAAAGACCUUCCACCACUGAAGAAUCAUCGACUUCUAAAUACGCCGAAAUCCAACGAGGAACCACCGAGAAAUCUACUACCACCAAAGAGGAUGCAUCCACUACAUCCAAAUACAGAAUCUUGAGGAGAACAACUACAACAACCACGAAUACACCUGAAGUAAACACCGAUGGUAUAAGUACACGAUCGAGAAUUAACGAAACAACACCAACAACAACCCCAAAUAACACUCUCUAUAGAUCUACAACCGCCCAGCUGGAAACAGACGCUAACAACACAGAGGAAACAAUCAAUGACUAUUUACUAAAUGUAAUAACAACAACCGGAACAUACGUAACAGACGACGUUAACCUCGUCAAAUCCGAAACUAACGAAUCGAAAAUUAGCCAACCGAAUUUAAUAAACUCUUUCCCAAGAAAAAGGCCUCAGCUCUUCGAACCGAGGCCGUUUUCCAAACCGACGGCAGCGACGACGAGGCCUCCGCCUAUACAGGUCACCAAGGUGAGUGAAUCCCCAUCAGAGCCAGGUAAACCCCAAAGGAACGUAAGCUUUAGAUCUAGAGGUAAUUCGAGAUUCAAUGCUAAUUCGAGCGGUAAAGCAGUCGAUAAGGAAGCGAGACGUCGAGUUAUCGUCACGGAGAAACCACAGGAGGAAAACCGGUCUUACAGACCGUCGGAGAUAGCCGAUUUGUCGUCGUUAACGGCGGUGGAUUUCGAUAACAUCAAAGGAUUGAAUUCCAGAACUAAUAUCAGACGAAGGAGACCGUCAACUACUACCACAACCACUACCACUGAAUUACCGGUGGAAAUUUCGCAAAAACGCCGGCGAAUUCACAUCACUUCGGACGAUCCUACUACAGAAUCGACCAAUCGAUUCGCGCAUCACAAUCGAAAAGUUAUCCGAAGAUUCAGAACUACCACGGUGGCGUCGCGAAUUAAUCCGAUAUUGGACGUGCCAUCGAAGAGGAACGAAGUGGACGAUGAGAUUUUCGAAGACGCCACCUCCGAAGAGGAGGAGAACAUCAAAUUAUCCGAAUCGAAUAUAAGGGAGAACAGCGAGAUCAACGGCUUCCGUCCGGAUUCCAAGUUCCUCGCGAAGGAAUCGUUUGGGAAAUCGAGCGUUUUUAACGACCGUAGAGAACCUACUCCGGUCAGCUCGACGGAGCCCAAUUUAUUCUACAGAACCAGGAAAAUCGUACGAAAACUCACGUCGACCGAAUCCUCUAAAAUUACCGAUAAAGAAACCGACGCCGAGCAAAUAUUCGGUAGAAAACGAAAAGUGAUAAGAAAAAUCCGACCAAUUAAUGCUAUUGCAAACAACACAGACACCACCAAAUUAUCCGAUCCAAAUGAAACUAAACCACCUAAAAGAACCUUCAACAGGUACAGGCCUACAUCUAUAAACCUAGACAUCACCACUCCUAGGAACGUGCAAAAGAAUAAAACGAUUCUAUUGAGUAGGUCUUACAGACCCACAUUCAAACCAAAUAGAAACUACAUAACCAGCGAAUUGUCUCAAGAACCGGACACAACCACCUCUAGUGUAUCGACCAGAAAAUCAACUACAACUACACAAGCAUUUACAGAAACAGAAAUCACAACUUCGAACGAUUUAACAACCGAAAAUGGCGAUACAACUUCAACAGAUUAUACAACAACAGAACACAAUCCUACAGAAUCAAACUAUACAGAUUUAGAAACCACAAUCACUACAGAAAGUGAAAGUGAGACAACUAGCAUCACUACAGAAGAAACCACAACUAGCGGUGUUCAAGAUGAAACUACCACUUUGCAACAAAUAAUAAUACAGUCAACGGAACCUUCAUCAACCUCUAAUAAAUUGUUUUACAACAUUCGCUUGCGAUCAACAACGUCUACAACACAACCUACCGUGGAAAAAUUGAAUAUAACAAACGAGAUUUCCAACACAACUAAAGUUGUUAAUAAUAGGUUUAAUAGGUACAGGUCGGGAUACCGCCCGUCUAAAAAAAUUAACAUCACUAAUACUCCAGAAAACACUUCGUCUACACCAACAAGCAAAUUAUCAUACAAAUUUAAAAAGCCUCAAGAAGACGAUGCGCAGGAAGUUACCAGCGAGAAGCCGAAGAGCAGGUUUCUCAUCAACAAGAAAACCAGAACCACGAAACCUUCUAGUUUACCGUACUUCACGAAAUCCACCACGGAAACCACGCCUGUAAUCAACGAAGAACUCAAAAACAUCGACACGGACGCCGUCAAAAACCGCAACAAAUCGCUGUUCAGCAAAAACCGAAAACCGAAUCCACUCAGCUCCACCACGCAACCAUCGACUAUUAGCGAAGAAGCUGUUACCGAUUCGAUGGAAUUGUCCACGGAACAUCCGACGACCCUCGUGCAUAUUUUCGCCGAAAAAGUGCAAAACGCCACCACCACCGAACAACCGGAUAAAAUCAACCAAAAUCAAACCACCACCAGCAGAAUCGAGAAACUGAUCGAAGUCAACCGCAUCAUCAACGUGAAAACUACAGAAGACGUGAUCAAAAAUCACCAUUUAGAGCACAGGGACGGCAAGGAAUCCUCUUCUUUGUACGACAAAAUCGGCUCUAUCAGCCGGAUCACAGUCAUCAAAGUCGUCGAUAAAGAUAACAACACCGACACUGUAUCCCCCAUUUACAUAGCAAACAAUCAAAGCACCGAAUCCCCCAUCAAAUCCUCAGUGGAUAUGAUCAUUCAAAUAGCGAAAAUACAACAAGUACCGCCUCCUGAAGAUAAGGUCAACGUUAGCGUCCGUUUGGAAGAAGCGAAUCCUUCGAGUAGAGAAGAAAGACGAUACGAUGUAAUCGGUAUCGGGAAAGUCGAUGAUAGCAAAUCGACAAACGUGGGAAAAGCGGAGAUUAUCGACGGGAUAUCGCACAUUAACAUCAUCACUCCCAGACCUGCGGUCUACUUGACGGAAUCCUCGACUAUAGCGCUGGAAGGGUUGUUUCCAACGGACAAACCGACGUUAUUCGCUGGGAAAAACUCCAUUAACGAAGAGUUAUUGGAAACCGAUAAUUCGAAGUAUGUUAAUGUGAGAAUUCUACACCCGGAUGGCUCUAGCGAGGUGAAUUUAGAUGAUUACAAAGAGAAAAAAAUUAUACCGAUAAAACUCCUGAAACAAGACGAAGACGACGCAAUAAUGAGAGCGAGAGUAGUCGAAGUGUCCCCGAAAACCCCCUUUAACACGAUCAGAAUAGUUCCGAUUCGAGUUGAAGCGGCCAAAAAACCGCCCCCGCCGUUACCCUUGAUUAGGAUAAAUAGGCAACAUAAUUGAUAGGUUUCUAUUUAAAUACGGCAAAUUAAUAAUAACAAUUUUAGAUGUAAUUCAUGUCGCUAUUACUCGUAUUGUUAUGUGUAUAUACGAAAAAUAUUGAAGAAAUGUUCUUGUUGUUGUUACGGAAAAUCGUUGUAUGUGUGAUAAUCGAAUGUAAAUAAUAAGCACCGUGUAAUAUAUUAGCACUAUUUAGUUUAUUAUUACUGGUUUUUGUCAACGAAUCCUUUUAAAUUGUGCGUUAUAGUGAUACGAAAAUAUAUUAGGAAGAGGAAAUGCAAUGAGUAGAUUUUGAAAAAAUAUUUCAUAAAAAACUAUUAAGACGAUGGGUAAGUUAGAUGAAAUUCCAUUUUAGAUGAACAAUCGAGAGAAGAAUUUCACGAGAAAUUUCCUAAGAGGCUCGGCCGCCCGAAGAACCACCACCAUCCGGACCACGCCGGCAUCGACGACUUCCCCGAAGGCCGUCACCAGGACGACUAAACUGCCGAGGAGAAAAUACCUGACCAGAAUCUCGACUACGACGAAGAAAUCGUUAGAAAGUCAAGAAACAACCACAUCCAAGCCGACGUCGAUUCGGUACGAAUUCUCGUCGCGACGGCCGCCGUUUCUACGCAGAACCGCCGCGACGCCGACGUACGAGAAACUAAAAAUCGCCGAAAACGAUUCCAUAGGGAGACCUCUCGAAUUGAGAGAUGUCGUCGUGGCUCUGAAAGACAUCCAAAGCGCCCCACCUCCUAUUAAAACCACCACAACCAAAAAUCCCCCUGCAGAAGAAACUACUAAAAUCAACGUAAACGAAAUAACUUUCACCACGUCCCGGCCGCUGAACAGGUUUAAAAUCAAAGCUUCCACUACGACAUCAUCACCUACGAUACAUUCCUCCAUAAAAGCCCACUCAUCACCCCAUCAACCAGCGCAUACCAUCGCCUAUACCACUCCCUUCGACAACAUCUUCAAAUCAACUCUCACCAACCCCUAUUACGAAUACAACAUCCAAGAUAACCCGGGUGUAGGGUACGAAGCGUCCCACUCGGACCUUUUGGAUCGCCUCCCGGAGCACAGCAAGGUCCUGGUGCACAGCAACGGAGUGAUAGAGUGCCUCGAUCAGGGGAGCUUCCCUCAUCCGAUAUUCUGCAAGAAGUUCAUCUCCUGCGCUAAGAUGGAGAACGGCAAGAUGAUCGGUUGGGAGUACACGUGCCCGAAGAAUUUGAGCUUCGAUCCCAUCGGCGGCAUGUGCAACUGGUCCGCGGAUUUGGGAUGCGAUGAACUGUGAAUAUAAUAAAAACUGUUUCGUGCUUAGUUGUCAUUAAAGCGGUCUCGUUAAUGUUACUUAAAUGGUCAGUAAGGAAGUUGCUUUUGUAAAAUGAUUGCUUUUCGUAUACGUGAGGUUUUUUUA